CAUUGUUGUGACGUAGAACUACAUCCAGUAGCGACUUCGUUGUGGCUAUCUGCUUGUUGUAGCACCAGUAAUGGUAGUGUCUAUUCGUUUCUAUUUUUAAUAGGUAAAACAAACUUUUAACAUCAAUGAACGACCGUGAGUUAGAUCUGACUCGGGCACAGGAAGCUGUCAAGUCGAAAUAUCCUCCAAUUAACAAGAAAUAUGAAUAUUUGGAUCACACAGCAGAUGUACAAAUUCACUCCUGGGGGGGAAGUCUGGAAGAAGCCUUUGAGCAGUGUGCCAUGGGCAUGUUUGGCUACAUGACAGACACAGAGACGGUUGAACCGAUCGACACAGUUGAAGUGGAAUCAGAGGGUGAAGACAUGGAGUCACUUCUCUUCCACUUCCUCGACGACUGGUUAUACAAAUUUAGUGCGGAUCUCUUUUUUAUUCCCAGGGAGGUCAAAGUUGUGCACAUUGACAGAAUGCGCUUCAGGAUUCGCUCCAUCGGGUGGGGGGAGGAGUUCUCUUUGGAAAAGCACCCACAGGGAACGGAGGUGAAGGCCAUCACGUACUCCGCGAUGCAGAUCCACGACAAGGAAAAACCGGAGAUAUUUGCUAUCAUCGACAUCUGAAUGUUGGAACUGGAGGACUGACGAUGGAAGUAGUUUUUCUUUUUUUUAUCCAAGGCACUGUUUUUUAACCUGUGAGAAAUGGGUUUGUACUAUUGUUAAUAGUUUGACAGAGUACUCUGAUCAUCACAGGUUAUAGACUAAUAAAAAAACAAAAUUAGUUUAUAAAUCGGAAAGGUUGCAUAUCUGCUUUAAGACAUACAGAUAAUUAUAAAGGAGUUUAUUUUUUUACUUGCAAAUUAUGUAAGUCUUUUGUAAAAUAAUUUUGAACUUAUACAGAUGUCCUAUGAACUACUGUAAAUAAAUCAGAUAAUCUCUUAUAA
Molecule: messenger RNA, 934 nt
Organism: Cynoglossus semilaevis (tongue sole)
Lineage: Eukaryota; Metazoa; Chordata; Actinopteri; Pleuronectiformes; Cynoglossidae
Gene: tslig1
Product: zinc finger and BTB domain containing 8 opposite strand
Exons: 7
Coding region: 126-614 (162 amino acids)
Biological process (GO): tRNA splicing, via endonucleolytic cleavage and ligation
Cellular component (GO): tRNA-splicing ligase complex
Source: RefSeq, a predicted model, not a curated record